This is a messenger RNA of Lotus japonicus, 552 nucleotides long. RefSeq names its product B3 domain-containing protein At2g33720-like. Gene Ontology annotation, molecular function: DNA binding. The record is from RefSeq and is a predicted model, not a curated record. Lineage: Eukaryota; Viridiplantae; Streptophyta; Magnoliopsida; Fabales; Fabaceae. The coding region runs from base 1 to 552 and encodes 183 amino acids. The transcript has a single exon.
AUGGCUCACAUUCCCCAAACCCAGGUCAUUCACCAUGUCUGUACCAAUUUAACAUUGGGUGAGUGUCCUUGUGACAAAAGUUUGCCAUGUCCCUUUAUACCCAUUGUUAAUGAUGGAAGCCAAAGUCGUCACACAAAGAUGAAGGAUCCUGCACCUGCUGAACCUAGAAGGUGGGGCUACUCCACCUAUUUGAUGCUUUAUGAUGAUCCAUGGAAGAUAAGGAAAAGGCUCACUGUGAGUGAUCUUGGAAACUUGAGAAGACUCUUGUUGCACAAAGACUUGGUUGAGGGCUUGGUGCUUCCUGUGUUGAGCUCCGAGGCCCAAACCGAGGCUUUGAGUGAAAAUGGAACCAUAGUUUCAAUUUGGGAUGUGGACACUGAAUCCAUGCAUUAUAUGGUUUUUAAGCAAUGGGUUUCUUCAAAAAGCUAUGUUUUCAUUGAUGACUGGACCAAUAAUUUUGUGAGAAGAAGGGGUUUGAAGAUAGGGGAUGAAAUUAGACUUCACUGGGAUCCAUACAAUAACCGCUUUAAUUUUUCUGUUCUUUACAAUUAG